Phragmites australis (common reed) is the source of this 1268-nucleotide messenger RNA. Its product is annotated as trihelix transcription factor ASR3-like. The record is from RefSeq and is a predicted model, not a curated record. The transcript has 2 exons. The coding region runs from base 276 to 1268 and encodes 330 amino acids. Lineage: Eukaryota; Viridiplantae; Streptophyta; Magnoliopsida; Poales; Poaceae.
CCUACAAUCUACAUGCAUCAAGUAGUUAUUGGUACUAGUACUUCACCUCAUGCAUGGAAGAUGCAGCCCUCGUUAUAUAGCUUAGCUUCCCACAGCAAUGGCGUCACACCUAGCUCUAGCUCAUGGCUGAUGGCUCCCCUCUUGCAAGAGUGAGAUCUCACCGUCACCAUCAAAUAAAGCCCAUCUUCUCACCAUGGAUAUCCCACUACAAGUAGCUAGUUGAUCUCAGCACCAAACAGCUAGUACCUUAAACACUCCACAAGCCACAGCUAGCCAUGGACACCAUGGGCGGCUCCGGUGACCUGCCUGGCCAAGCAGGAGACGAUGAGGCCAGGAACGCCAUGGCCGGCGCCGUAACGGUGGCGAGGGAUUACCGGAGGGGGAACUGGACACUGCCGGAGACGAUGCUGCUCAUCGAGGCCAAGAGGAAGGUGCACGAGGAGCGGCACCCGGGGGACCAGGGCCUGGCGCGGUGGCCGUGGGUGGAGGACUACUGCUGGCGCGCCGGCUGCCGGCGCAGCCAGAACCAGUGCAACGACCGCUGGGACAACCUCAUGCGGGACUACAAGAAGGUGCGCGCGUACGAGCUGGCGGGCGCCGGCGCCCCCAGCUACUGGGCUAUGGGCAGGGUGGAAAGGAAGGAGAGGGGCCUCCCCAGCAACCUCCUCCGCGAGAUAUAUGACGCCAUGGGCGAAGUCGUCGGGAGGAGGAUGAGCAUGGGCUGCGCCGGCGCUGCGUUCUUGAGGGCGUCCUCCAGCCUCCUCGAUGUCCCCAUGCAUGCUUCCCCGCUCGCUCAAGUCCAUUCCCGACCUCUCCCUCUAGAACAUGAGACGCACGGGCACAGCGCGACGCACGGCAGCUCCGAGUCGCCGGAGAGGAAGAGGCGGCGGCCGUCACUGGACGAGCUGCAGCAAAGGAGCGGCACGCCAACCCCUGGAACUCUCGGACAUCAUCAAGAACCAGGACACCACCGCGAGGACGAUCACGACGACGAGAGCUCAGACUCCGACGACCUGAGCGGGGCGAUCGGCCAGUGCGCGGCGAUCCUCUCGGAGGCGCUGGAGAGCCGGGAGGCCGCGGAGGAGCGGCGGCACCGGGAGGUGAUGGCGAUGGAGGAGCGCCGCGGUCGCACGCGGCAGGCGCGGCGGGAGGCCGGCGAGCAGUGCGUUGUUGGGCUGGCCUCCGCCGUGAACCAGCUCGCCGGCUCGAUACUGGCGCUAGCCGCCGCCAAGCACAAGGAUAAGGGCGGCCCCGCCGCGCCCAAAUGA